CCUUCUUCCUUGCUUGAACAGCAAAGAGAAAGAGCAGGUUGAAUUGUUGCAUUAGUAGAAAAACAGGCGCUGGAGGUGAGGGAAAGGAAUGGAUCUGUUUGGCAUUUUGGUUCGGUCGUUUUUGGUCAAGGCGGUUGAUUUCGAUCUUCGCGCGUUUUGCUUUCGCUGGGUUAAAGUCUUUGGUACGAUAUUCGGCGAAGAAAGGUAUUGCGAGGCAUUUCUGGGCGAUUACGAUCAAGGCAAAAGGGGGGAAAGAGAAAAGGAGGCUUGCUCUACCUUAUACCUGGGGAUCUGGAAUUGGGAUGAUCCUCGACAGAGGAAUGAAGAUAUCCGGAUAGGAGUUAUCUUGCUUUUGGCGCAGGAUUGGGACAGAAACGAGGAGUUGCGUCCUUGGUCACGAUAACGGCGUAUUCAUUGUUUUGAGUUUUUGUGACUCCGACUUAUAUGUGACGGUGGGGACAACAAAAUUGAACAGACACUAGGAGAAAGUCCUCCGAUGAGAGACGGAUGGAAAGAGGAAACUUGGACCAUGGAGCAGUCAUUUGCUGGUGUGGAACAAAGGAUUUCGAUGAGGAAUACCCGGAAACUUGGAGAGGCGUUCCAUUGGGCUGUC
This is a messenger RNA of Trichoderma asperellum CBS 433.97, 613 nucleotides long. RefSeq lists its product as uncharacterized. The record is from RefSeq and is a predicted model, not a curated record. NCBI's taxonomy places the organism in Eukaryota, Fungi, Ascomycota, Sordariomycetes, Hypocreales, Hypocreaceae.